Molecule: messenger RNA, 2480 nt
Organism: Leptopilina boulardi
Lineage: Eukaryota; Metazoa; Arthropoda; Insecta; Hymenoptera; Figitidae
Product: NHL repeat-containing protein 2
Exons: 9
Coding region: 238-2352 (704 amino acids)
Molecular function (GO): protein binding
Source: RefSeq, a predicted model, not a curated record
ACAACAAUAAAUUGUCAAAAUAGUUAAAAAUAAUUUUUCUAAAAUGAAAAUAACAAUUUUCUCACACUGGUGAUACUUUAUAUGGGCAAUACUUGAAGAAGAUGUAACGUUAAAAUAUCAUGCUUCCAGUAAUUUGAGAACAUUUGGGAAAUCCAUGGAUAAUUCAUGAGUGUGUCAAUGGGUGGGAAAAAGAAACGUUUACAUAAGUUUAUGUAGUGUUAAUUUAGUGUUUUCUUUAUGAAUUGUGCUUAUUUUCAUGUGUUAUGUGGUUCUAGAGAAGAAAAGAAAAUGAGUGUUCAAGAUUCAAUAGAAGAGUUGACAGAAAUUUGCAUGAAUCUUCGUCACACUAUUAGAUCUGUUGAUCAAAAAGAAAAGGAAACUAUUGUUUUAAAACAUAUCAAGGAGUUUGCUGACACUGGUAUUCGUAUUUGUGACUUUCAAAAAGGCCUGGAAUGGUGCAAUGUCUCGGAAGAAAUAUCGGUAGUCAAACAUCUCACUGGCAAGAUUACGAUUCUGGAUUUUUUCACAUAUUGUUGUAUCAAUUGUAUGCACAUUCUACCGGAUUUGGAUGCCCUUGAAAAAAAGUAUUCUAUCGAAGAUGGACUUGCAGUUAUUGGAGUUCAUAGCGCAAAAUUUGCUAACGAGAGGGAUUCGGAGAAAAUUUUAUCAGCCGUGCAACGAUAUAACAUAGCGCAUCCAGUUGUAAAUGAUAGUAAAUUGUCUAUGUGGCGCGAUAUUGGAAUAUCUUGCUGGCCAAGUCUUGUUAUUUUAGGACCAAAAUUGCAGCCAUUAUUCGUUUUAGUCGGAGAAGGACACAGGGAAUUAUUAUUUCUUUAUGUGCGAGUUGCUCUUGAUUAUUUUAAUUCUUUAAAUCAAAUUUCAAAUCAUACGUUGCCUUUAAAUUCCGUCCAACAUUUAUUACCGGCCUCCAGAGGAAAUUUACUCUUCCCUGGGAAAAUAAAUAUAUUUGAAAGUCAAAAUGGUGAAAAACUAGUUAUUUCCGAUACGGGAAAUAAUCGAAUUUUAAUUAUGAAUGAAAUGGGAAAAGUGGAAAUUGUAAUUGGUGGUUGUGCUCCAGGUUUUGAGGAUGGUAGUUUUGAAAAAGCAAGAUUCAAUGCACCGCAGGGUGUUUGUACUCUUGAAAAUUGUAUUUUCGUCGCUGAUAAUGAAAAUCAUGCCAUACGAAAGAUAGAUUUAGUGGGGAAAAAUGUUAUCACUAUAGCUGGAAAUGGAAUUCAAGGACACGAUUAUUCAGGAGGAAAAAGUGGAAAAGAUCAACUUCUUUCUUCACCUUGGGAUGUGGCAAUUUAUCAACAUAAUCAAGCUGAGCGCAGCGUUCCUGUACUGAUGAUCGCUAUUGCUGGUAUUCAUCAAAUUUGGGCUCUUUUCUUAGAGGAUACAAUUUGGUGGAAGAAAAAGAAUUACAAGGCCGGAACUUGUGUGGCAAUUGUAGGAAGUGGAAGAGAAGAAAAUCGAAAUAAUUCCUAUCCCCAUACAGCGAAUUUGGCACAACCUUCGGGUCUUGCAAUUUCACAGGAACUCAGGUCUGUUUUCUUCGCUGACAGUGAAAGCAGUGCAAUUAGAAGAGUUCAUCUUGAUGAUGGAAAAGUCUCUGCUGUCUGUGGAGCCGAUAAAAAUCCAUCGAAUUUGCAUUGUUUUGGUGAUAUUGAUGGAAAACAAUAUUCAGCAAAAUUGCAGCAUCCACUUGGAGUUGUUUGGGAUUCUUCCCGGGAAAUGAUUUAUAUUGCCGAUACCUAUAAUCAUAAAAUUAAGAAAGUAGAUCCAGAUGGAAAUUGUACAACUUUGUAUGGUGCAGAAAAACCAACAAUCAAUCAUAAGUUCAAUGAACCCAGUGGAUUAGCAUUAAAUAAUGCAAAGAAAAUUCUUUACAUUGCCGACACUAAUAAUCAUUGCAUUAAAUCAAUUGAUAUCGAAACUGAAAAAAUCGAUGUGCUCUCCAUUGUUAUGCCAGAAGAAAAAUGUAAAGUAGAUAAAAAAUUUGAAUUUGAAACAACAAUUGGUUCGAAUGAUGGUCAAUUGAAUAUUUCAUUUAAAUUUGUUUUCGAAUCAGAUUUAAAAUUAAACACCGAAGCUCCUCAACGAUGGUCUUUAUCACAAAUUCCAUCAUCUUGGAGUGCAUUAAAUUUAAAUGGUACUCUCGAAAAUCCCAUUCACGUGCAAUAUUCCCAGGGAAAGGAAAAACAAGAAAUUUCCAUUUUCCUCAAUAUUGUCGCUUGUAAAACAACUGAAUGCAUACCAAUGAAAAUUAUGAUACUAUAUCAUGUGCAUCGAGAUGAAAAUCAAUCUUCAAAUAAUUGCGAUAAGAAAAUUGUUGAUAUUUUACAUUUAUAGUAAAGACAUUUUUAUUAGGGGAAAUCAUUUAAAUUUCACAAAAGUAGAAUUCAUUAAUUUUCAUAUCAAUUUAAAUAAUUAGUAAUCUUUUAUCCAUGUUUACAUCUUUAUCGAUGUAUUUGUUUUUU